Stylonychia lemnae is the source of this 324-nucleotide messenger RNA. NCBI's taxonomy places the organism in Eukaryota, Ciliophora, Spirotrichea, Sporadotrichida, Oxytrichidae. The record is from the annotation of a GenBank genome assembly.
AUGAGCGACAAAUUACUGGCAUUACUAAACUCUCCAGUAGGUCCUAGGACUACUCAUUUUUGGGGUCCCGUAGCUAAUUGGGGAUUCGUCCUAGCAGGCAUCUUGGAUGCUAACAAACCACCUGAAUUGAUCUCAUCUAGAAUGACCACAGUACUCUUCUUUUAUUCUUGCUUGUUCAUGCGAUUUGCCUACAAAGUCACUCCCAGAAAUUACCUUCUGUUUGCUUGCCACUUUUCAAAUGCUAGUGCUUAGGCAUAUCUUCUCUUUAGAAAGUAUAACGCUGAAAAAUAAAUCGCAGCAGCAGCCGCUUAGAACAAGCAGUGA